AUGACCAAGCAAAGAGAUGCGCAUCUCGUAUGCGACUUUGCCAGGAGCUAUCUGUGUACUGCUGCAUAUCUCCAGUUGUGGUCAUAUCCACCACUUGACGCUAAGGACUGGGAGCGUGAGCACUGGUCCACUGAAGAAGUGAUCAUGCUGGGGAAAGCUGUUGUUGGGCACGUUCAGCGGGGACGGAUGGGGCUGGGUCAAGUGAUAGAGUUUCUGAAGGCGUUUAACUCCAGAACCUAUCAAGUUGUUCUUAGCGCUGGAGCCAUGCGGUCAGCUGGCCUGAAAAACAUCAAAGCAAAAUAUCUUGGUAGGUACUUAAUGCUAAUCAAAUUUGAUAAACUCAAGACCCUCUGGAACGUUGAUUGGGAUCAGCCCAAGCAGGGAGAAAGUGUCAAUGAUUAUGUGGAACUUGUCAACAAGGAGACCAUCACACCUCACAAAGUGCUUUCGAGGUACUUGGCUGCACCAGUAGUGGAGGAUCUAUGGGAUCUGGAUGAUUUAUGUUCCUGCAUGGUUACAAAUUACCACUAUUUCAUCUCUCGCAGCUGCAAUGCACAAGAAAUUUCCAUUCUACUUGGACAAUUACCCGGAAUGAUAUGCACCUUCCAAAUCCCACAACUUGUACCUCCAACUUCAUAUGACAUUCGUGGUAUCCGAUUGGAGCACACCACAACACAAACUUUGUGCAAUCUAACAGGUCUUGAGCAUGCGACUUAA
Suillus discolor is the source of this 717-nucleotide messenger RNA. RefSeq lists its product as uncharacterized. The transcript is spliced from 10 exons. The record is from RefSeq and is a predicted model, not a curated record. Bases 1 to 717 code for a protein of 238 amino acids. Gene Ontology annotation, biological process: retrograde transport, endosome to Golgi; Golgi to vacuole transport. Gene Ontology annotation, cellular component: GARP complex. NCBI's taxonomy places the organism in Eukaryota, Fungi, Basidiomycota, Agaricomycetes, Boletales, Suillaceae. Gene Ontology annotation, molecular function: syntaxin binding.